AUGCGACGCACGGCGGCGGGGGGGGGCCCCACCGUGUCGGCCAGGUUGACGCGGCCCGCGGAGCGGCCGGCUCUACGCCGGCCACCUGCCACACCCGCGCCGUCACACCUUCACCAGCCUGCCGCGCGCGCGAGCUCAACCUGUACGCGACGCCGGCGGGCGGACGGCGGGUACAGCGAGACGAAAAAGCAUAUCGCAGCCUCCAACCCGCGCGCCCCUGCCGCCCUCGCCCAUGUCUUCGCUUCCGCCUCGCCCCGCUGUUCAUGCAUCCCGGUCGCUCGCACGCCCUGCCCCUGCCUGCCCUUUCCUGCCCACCUUCCCCCGCCCGCCCAUCCCGCCCUCCGCCAAGCUGCUGGCCGCCGCCAGCGCCGCGGGUGCCCCGCCGCCGCCCUUCCUCAACAACCUGAGCGCCCUGCACAACGGCGCCGUCGGCGACCGACGCGCGGCACAGCAGCCGCUGUGGGCGUAGCGCCUAUUUCGCCGCAGGAUGUAAAAUAUCGGAAAAAUUGUGAUGUUUAUAAAGUGUAA
Gryllus bimaculatus (two-spotted cricket) is the source of this 528-nucleotide messenger RNA. Lineage: Eukaryota; Metazoa; Arthropoda; Insecta; Orthoptera; Gryllidae. The record is from the annotation of a GenBank genome assembly.